CCUUUCCGAUUGGUGAGGAGGUGGUGGGCCCCAGCCCCCCGUCUGGGCCAGGCCGGGCCGGGCCCCUUCCCCCCUGCCGUCUGCGGCACCCCCCCAUCGGCUCCAGUCUGGCCGGGACGAGCCCCAGCAGCUGCCGGGCGGGAAGACGGCGGGGGUGGGGGGCGGGGAGGGGACUGCCAAGCCCUGGCCGGAGCAGGGCUGGCCGCAGCUGUGAAGAUCUUAUAAUCAAAUCCCCUCCCCACAGCGCGGGUGAGACCUGAGACCGCUGCAGCCCGCGCAGAAAACCAAAGACCAGUCGUGAGGCCUAUCCUGACACAAGCCAGCCGAAGCUUCCCGCCACAAGUUAUCAGGGGGUCAGCAAGCAUGAAGCCAUCCAUAACAAACCCAUCAAACAGUGGAGCUGGCAGCUGCUGGAGGUGGAGAAGACAAAGGCUGCGGUCUAUGUCCUCAGGAGUCCAAAUGGAACAUCUGACCAGGGUUUCUCAGGACCAGGAGGAAGCAGAGCCAAGUGACUGCAAAAGAGGGGUCAUUCUUCUACAUGCAUCUGUGUGAACAUUUCCUGAAUCACACAACACCAGAGAAUAACAGCAGCGUGACCUCACCAAUGAGAAACAUCCAAGGAAAUGAGGCCAUCGUAACGAUACUUGGUGUACUUGGGCACUGCUCACUCCCUGGGACUAAAAGAGAUGUAAACUGUGUUACCACCCACCUCUCACAACUACAGCAGAGUCUCCUGCCUGAGUUUCCUGCCUGAGUGGGUCAGAGAACCACAAGAAGUGAGUGUUGGGAACCUGAAGGAAACUGUGCAUGAAGACCAAUAAGGCUACGUGUGGGGAGAGCGGCUAAUUUCAUCACAAUAUCAGCCUCCAGGUCCAGCUUUAUGCACUUGUGCUCAGCCUUCUCUAACCAGCAGAGCUAGAUUUGGGGUUUUUAAGCCUUUUUUUCCUUUCUCUUCUCAGAACUGAGCUCUUCCAAAACAGAAUCCCACUGUUUGUGUUGGAUGCAUCUCCUUUAUGAAGCGAGACAGGCUGUAGCAAAAUGUAUUAGACUGCAACACAGAGGGGGUUAUUCCUUGCUAGAUUUGAGUUCAUAUAACCAAACAAGAGCUGAAAGGCAGUAGCAUUAUCUGCAGCUUAAUAACAGCCACCUGAACCCCGGAAUCACUAACCACAUGAGGCUCUCAGGGAAAUAAAGGCUCAUUGCCCAUCCCUGUCACAGCUAUGACAAGCCAAGGUGUCUUAAACCACUGGGUUGUCCAUCAUUGACUAUUUGCAGUAUCUCAUUUUGGAGCUUGUGACCAAGGGCAGUGAGCAGUCUGAUCUGACUGAAACUUACUGCUGGCACCAAAAGUCCCAGCAGAAGUACAUUGGCCUCUAUAGUGAGGAGCUGGAUCUGCUGGAGUUGGCCCCUGUGAUGAGUGUGUGACAAGGAGGAAGAUUCUGCAGAUAAAUCUCCUGGUGAUCUUGAGUUCCUAACUUGCUAGUGCUCAGCCUCCUCAUGCCUCCAUCUCCUUUAGACGACAGGGUAGUAGUGGCACUUUCGAGGCCAGUGAGACCUCAGGAUCUCAACCUGUGUUUAGACUCUAGCUUCCUUGAAUCUGCCUCUUCUGCUGGUGAGAGCCACUCCGGUCUCCUCGGUGCACCUGUCGUGUCCCUAAAGGCUGCUAAUCUGACGUAUAUGCCCUCAUCCAACGGCUCUGCACGCUCCCUGAGUUGUGGAUGCAGCAGUGCCAGUUGCUGCACUGUGGCAACAUACGACAAGGACACUCAGGCCCAAACUCCAGCGAGCACCAGCAGCACCCACACCGGAACCUCCCCCACCUGCCCUGCCAACCAAAUGGUCAACAGCAAUGAGAAUGCUGGCAGUCUGAGCCCACUGGGUGGAGGGGGGAGCCCUGUCUCGGGCAGCGCCAAGCAACUUGCCAGCAUCAAAAUCAUUUACCCCAAUGAUCUGGCCAAGAAGAUGACCAAAUGCAGCAAGAGCCACCAACAGAACCAAGGGCCUGUCAUCAUUGACUGCAGGCCCUUCAUGGAGUAUAAUAAGAGCCACAUUCAAGGGGCUGUCCACAUUAACUGUUCUGACAAGAUCAGCCGGAGAAGGCUCCAGCAGGGCAAGAUCACAGUCUUGGACUUGAUCUCUUGCCGGGAAGGCAAGGACUCUUUCAAGAGAAUCUUCUCCAAAGAAAUUGUAGUUUAUGAUGAGAAUACCAAUGAGCCAAGCAGGGUGAUGCCUUCCCAGCCACUCCACAUAGUGCUGGAGUCACUCAAGCGAGAAGGCAAGGAGCCCCUAGUCCUAAAAGGAGGACUCAGUGGUUUCAAGCAGAACCACGAAAACCUCUGCGACAACUCUCUCCAGCUGCAAGAGUGCCCCGAGGGGGGAGGAGGGGGUGGUGCCUCCGCUGUGCCCCCCGUGCUACCUCAGUCCAUCCCUACCACGCCAGACAUUGAGAACGCUGAGCUCACUCCCAUCCUGCCCUUCCUCUUCCUCGGAAAUGAACAUGAUGCUCAGGACUUUGAGAAAAUGCAGAGGAUGAACAUCGGCUAUGUCAUCAAUGUGACCACUCACCUGCCCCUGUACCAUUACGAGAAAGGCAUGUUCAACUACAAGCGGCUCCCGGCCACUGACAGCAACAAGCAGAAUCUCAGGCAGUAUUUUGAAGAGGCUUUUGAAUUCAUUGAGGAAGCUCAUCAGUGUGGAAAAGGUCUCCUCAUCCACUGCCAGGCCGGCGUCUCCCGAUCUGCCACCAUUGUUAUCGCAUACCUAAUGAAGCACACGCGCAUGACCAUGACGGAUGCCUAUAAAUUUGUCAAAGGAAAACGACCAAUCAUUUCCCCCAACCUUAACUUUAUGGGGCAGUUACUGGAGUUCGAAGAAGAUCUGAACAAUGGAGUCACCCCGCGAAUCCUCACACCAAAGCUGAUCGGUGUCGAGACUGUUGUGUGACGGCCACGCUGUGAGGGGGCAGAACCUGUUCUUCACCUGAUUUGGGGCAGUGAUGGGUGGGUUGUGGGGUUUUCUUUUUAGCUUUCAAAGGGGAGUUUUGUGGCAAACUUUUUGUGAAUAAAACCUUUUUUUGUAAGGAAAGGUUUUUAAAAGAUCCAAGAACUUUGCUGGGUUUGGGAUGCUGUUGUGAUUUCCUUCUCAGACACUGGCAGAGCAGGGAGGCUUCAGGGCAAAAGGAGUACUUUUUAAAAUAAAAACAAUAAGAAGAAAUGUUGGGCUUUUUUUCUUUUAAUUUUUAUUUUUCCCUCCUCUCUGGCUACUUGUAGAGUUUAUGGCUAAGUAGUCUGUGCAGGUUCAUAGACUGAAGAAACCUCAGUUGAAAAUGAAACACAAAUAGCCAAAACAAAGCAGAAAAAACCUCCCUGAAACAGAAGGGCCUUUGUUCUGCAAAGGCUUGCUAAAGAGAACCUAGCAAAAUGCUCACCAACGCAAAGAAAAUCAGAGCAGCUUAAAAGUCUGCAAGGCACUUUUCACACUCCAGCCUCAAACUAAAGAAGAAAACAAAGUUUAUUUGGUGUGUUUCAUGUUCCUGUUCUAUUUUUCUAGUUUGGGGUGUUAGGUUUUAACAGUAAGGGACUUCGAUCAUUCUAUGCCAUAUGCCUUCACUGGCUUCUUGUGCAAUAAUAAUUUUGAGCUUGUUUUGAGUGUUCAAACCAAUUAAGAGUUGGCUGCCCACUAAUAAUAACAUAAUAGUUUUUAAAGUCUAAUAGUGCAACAGCAGCCAGCUUGGUUCAGAAAGGAUAAAUGAGAGCAAUUAUUUUGAUCCUUUAUAUGAUUUUGAUCCUAGUUACAGUGCUAUAAGCCUUGUUACAUAUGUAUAUCAGAAUGUACAAAAAUCUAGAACAAGCAAAGUUUAUUUAAAAAUAUUUUUCACACAAAAUAUUGGUGUGUUUCAGUUGUCUAUGUAAAAGAAAUUUGAUUAUAAAACAAAAAAUCUUUUGGAAA
Molecule: messenger RNA, 3948 nt
Organism: Passer domesticus (house sparrow)
Lineage: Eukaryota; Metazoa; Chordata; Aves; Passeriformes; Passeridae
Gene: DUSP10
Product: dual specificity phosphatase 10
Exons: 9
Coding region: 1498-2943 (481 amino acids)
Biological process (GO): protein dephosphorylation; negative regulation of JUN kinase activity
Cellular component (GO): cytoplasm
Molecular function (GO): MAP kinase tyrosine/serine/threonine phosphatase activity; MAP kinase tyrosine phosphatase activity; protein tyrosine/threonine phosphatase activity
Source: RefSeq, a predicted model, not a curated record